This is a messenger RNA of Alnus glutinosa, 914 nucleotides long. RefSeq lists its product as uncharacterized. Lineage: Eukaryota; Viridiplantae; Streptophyta; Magnoliopsida; Fagales; Betulaceae. The transcript has a single exon. Bases 136 to 705 code for a protein of 189 amino acids. The record is from RefSeq and is a predicted model, not a curated record.
ACCUCCUCAUUUCUCUACAAACAAAUCCACCAUUUCUAAGCUUCCAAAACUCAAAUUCCACAAAACCCACUUGCCCAAGAUCUCCGCAAAUCACCGGAAUUUGUUCAAUUUUUCUGAAUUUUGAGGAAUCCUCAAAUGGGUCUCGCCAUGAACACCACCCCACCAAGCUCAGUGGCUGAAUCCCACUACCACACCCACAAGGUCUUCCUCUUUUGCAACUACAUUCUACUUGGUGCGGCCUCCAGUUGCAUCUUUCUCACCCUCUCGCUCCGCCUCCUCCCCUCUAUAAGCGGCUUCUUCCUAAUCCUCCUCCACGUCUUGACCAUCGCUGGGGCGGUCUCAGGCUGUGCGGCAGCGUCAUCAGGGACUAGCCGGUGGUACGCCGCUCACAUGGUGACCACGGUUCUCACCGCAAUAUUUCAAGGGUCGGUCUCGGUGCUGAUCUUCACGAGGACAGGGGAUUUUCUGGGGCAGUUGAAGUCGUAUGUGAGGGAAGAGGAUGGAGCUGUGAUACUAAAGUUGGCUGGAGGGUUAUGUGUGUUGAUCUUUUGCUUGGAGUGGGUGGUCUUGACCCUUGCAUUUUUCUUGAAGUACUAUGCUUAUGUUGAGGGUGAUGGGGCUAAUCGCUAUGCCAUGAGGAGGAGUACUGCCAAGGUGCAGCAAGAGGAAGACUUGAAGGACUGGCCAUGGCCUUUCCAAGUUUAAUUUUCAAAUUAUUGGUUUGAUUUUCCUGAUCAUCCCAGUGUCGGGCGGCCACUGCAACAUAUUUCAUUAUUCGUUGAUUCAUUGGAGUGUUCUUCUUAAUUCGAUCUGAAUUGUCUUUCUUUUCUUUUCUUUUUUUUAAAUAUAUUACUGUAUUGAGUAUUUUUAUAGGCGAUUGCGCUACAGAAAUGUUUUAUCUUUUUUUUUGCUCU